AUGAUCGAUGUGUUCUGUAAUUCUCACAUAGGAGUUCAAAAAUUCUCGACGGCGGAAGAGGUUCUCCAGAACGAACGUGAGUCUCGACUUAGCAGCGAGGUAUAUGGGGCAGAGGAUACUGCCACUAAUGGUAAAUAUGUCCUAUGUCUCUGGAAUGACCAGAAACAUUCGUUUUCUGAUGCAUUAAAUGUUAUUCUGGGUGCGACACACAAGACUGUAGAGUUUGGCAAAAUGGUUAGCAGGAAAAUAGAUUCAAAUGGCCGAGCCAUGGUGAUUUUAUCUGAUGACUUGCCAAUGCUGAUGGAGAAGAAACGCAAAAUGGAAAAGACUGGGCUAGUCAAUACUGUUCGAAGUUCUAAAGACUACUUUAGAGAAGAAAUGUGUGCGACCAUCUGUUACUGGCUCGAUGAUUUAUCAAAGUCGUCCUUAAAGUCCAAUUAUUUUGUCCUGAGAGAAAUUAUGAGCAAGGUUCUCUGUACACCUUGGAACUAUGGAACUGAGCAGUUGAGAUCUGGAAAUGUCAAUGAAUGGAAUAAUGUUCCAAUUGACGAGGAUUCUACAUCGUUAAUUCGUUCACAUUCUUCUUUGAACGGUCCUUAUAUUCCAGAUAUUUCACAGCGAACCAUCAGAACAAAGUCGCUUCAUGUUCGGGAUCCUGACUAUGAGUCGGGUGAGGAUGAUGUUAUAUUCGAGGAUGAGGAAGAAGGAAGAGUGGAUGAAGGUGAUGAGGAUGAAGAUGCUCAGAGACCACAGCAAGUAGCUGGAGAAGAAUAUAUGGAGUUUGAUAGAGUUGAUGAAGUGUCUGACGAGAUUAAUAUGAGCACGGGACCGUCUCAAGGAGAAAUGAGUGGUAUUCGAGGGUCAGAAAUGGAUGUUACUGGUACUAGCAGCGACAAUGCCAGCAGCGUACCAGGCAUACAAGCAGCGCCAUCUAAGGUCUGGAAACAAACGGGCCCGACACCACCUCCACCAUUCAACCCUAGAUCACCCAUGCAAGUUAGUGCUCGUGUGCAAUAUCUGAUCUUUUUUGAUAUUAGGUUGUGGAAAGACCUCAGGCUAACACUAAGAGAUCUUUAUAUUUCUAUAUUGGUAUCCAACCCCGAGUACAAGAUCUUGUUGGGUCACUUUUAUGCUCAGCUGUAUCCACAGAUUGCUGAACUGUACAUGUUAGUCGAUAGAGAGCCUGAGUGUUCCAUUAUUAGCAGUCUUUCUACCCAGUUAUUCACGACUCCUAGCAUUGCCACUGAUUUAUUGAAGUACGACUAUUUCACCAAACUAAUAGCUGCCUUGUAUACAUUUUUCACUAGUGGAGAGGUUGGACCUCCAACAGCUGCAGAUCCAGAAGGUUACAUUGCACUCGAUUCUAAGGUUCUCAAAAAUAGAAGGUUCGGACAGUUGUUUCACGAUGUUGAGUAUCUUUUGAAUCGCAAUACCGAAAAAGACCUUGUGUCUUGCAAUGUGGAUAGAAUCUCUCAGGUUGCUGAAUUUAUGCUGCUUUUCCAAGGAAUGUCUCCUCUCCGUAGACAAAAGGAUAAACACAUUGAAUUUGAAUCUGAACUAUGGAUUUAUUUCUUUAACGCCGUUCCAUAUGUAUUGCAACUGGCGAUUGUUGUUGCAUCUGGUAUUGGCUCGUGUCAUGAUCCAGCCAAGGUUAGUCAAUGUGUGGGUAAAGUUGUUGGAAUCGUUGCAUCUUGGGCACAGGGUGAUUAUACUAGCAGAUUUAAAGCGGCUGAAGUUAUUCCUGGAAACCCUCAAUUCACAACUGCUACCGUCAAAUUUUCUGACAAGAUUGUCUCUGUUGAAAAUAUUGACUUCAAGGUGGAGAAUCAAUGGGUCAGUUUACACCACCCACUAAAUAGUUACUUAUCGUGGUUGAUCGAAUAUGCUUCAUUUGAAGAUGCUGCAACGUUGCGUAAAGUUCUUGUUUCGGGAAUAAAGAAUCAUUUGAGCAACAAGCCAGGACUCUUGGAAGAUGAAAACCUGCUUCAACUAGUGUUUGAGCAUCCUAUUAGAGUCCUCUCACUUCUGUCGCAAAUCCACAUUGGCCUCUGGGUGAGAAAUGGUUACUCUGUCCGCAGUCAACUUCAUCAUUAUAGAGAUUUCACUCUUCGUGAUAGUGCAUUUGUAAGGGAUGUGUUCAUGGCUCAGGCGGGACUGGUGGUUCUAAGACCAAAUACCAUCAUGAUGCAAUUACUCUCGCGCUUUUCGCUUCUUGACUGGCAAUUCAACAAACUUUUUGAUGACUCCCAGCGAAUGUAUAUGGUUGAAGAGUUCUUACACCACUUGAUCUACUUUCUUAUGGAACGCACUCAACUCAUGGGAUACUCCGAAAAGGAGGUUAAGAGGAAGUACAUUGUUAAAGAAAUUAUUCAGUGUCUGGCUUUCAAGGAUAUGGCAUUUUCUGAUAUCUGCAAGACGGUUCCUGAUCCUUUGUCGGGAGAUGAGAUGUUUGAGACUAUCUUGAGGGAAAUUGCCAUUUACAAAGCACCAACAGGCGUUCGAGACUACGGACUUUACCAGCUAAAAACUGAAUAUUAUAGCGAGUUUGACACCCACUAUAUCCACUUUUCGUCUGCUAAGAUUGAAGAGGCAGAAAGCAUGAUCAAAUCCAAGAUCCAUAAAACUACAGGACAGCCUUUGGAAUCUGUAGUCCAUGAACCACCACUCAAGCCUAUUACAUCAGGACCGUUUGCUGGUUUAGCAGGGUUUUCUAGAACAGUGCCAUUUGGAAAGUUUGCCUAUGAUCUAUUAUCAUAUAUCAUGGCACACCGCGCUGAAAAUGCAAACGAGGGUGCUUUGGGCCAAUUACUUCAGUUGUUCCAUGUUAUUGCUUUAGAUGACUUGGAACAGAAACCAGCUUCUCCAUUCGCUACAUCUUUCUCCUCACUAGCUGCGUUGGUUUGUGCCAGUUCUAAUGUUGAACAGGAAUAUCCUACGAUCAUGUCAUACCUUUGUAAAAUGCUCGAGCUUAAUGAGUUUUCAGAUUUCUCUGCCAAGAUUCGUCGAAUUAUCAAUCUCCUUCGUCAAAGAGAGCCAGAGUUAGUAGAUCCUCUAGUCAUAUCUUUAACAAGUGCAGAUGUGUUUACUCGCGAUAGCACUCCAAAGCCAGAUGACGCUGGUGCUGCUGAGAGAAAGAAGAAGCUCGGUCAAGAAAGAAAGGCACAGGUAUUGGCAGAAUUCCAGAAUAGACAAAAGCAAUUUGCACAAUUAAACAUGACAGACGAUAUGGAUCUAGACAAUGAUGCAGAUAUGAAAGAAACAGGAGAAGGUUUCGAAGAAGCGGAUGAUAAUGAAUGGCUCUUCCCAGAAAGCCAAUGUAUUCUCUGUCGCAUGCCAGAUGAUAAUAAACCUGGCAAUAACAAUGUUUUCGGACUUAUGGGCUAUGUGAUGCUUACAAACGUUGUCCGAAAAGUACCUCUGAAUGAUAAAGACUGGGUCUAUGAAGCUCUUGGUAAUGACAAAAACUUAGAUGAUGAUAUUUCUGUGGAUGACAUUGACAAGGCUGGGAAUGCCAAUUGGCAAAAGUACCGUCAUGAGCUACAUCAAACUUAUGACAUUGGGCCAGGUUUCCCUUCUCAUAGCACGGAUAGAACUGCUAUCAUGACCGGCUGUGGCCAUGGUGUGCAUUUUCAAUGCUACCAAGACUAUCUAAAAUCCACUCGGAAUAGAGGUCAACAGCUCACGAGAAACAACCCUGAAGAUACUUCUAGAGGAGAGUAUCUCUGUCCACUCUGCCGUGCGCUGAAUAAUACUUUCUUGCCGGUUUUGUGGAAGUCAAACAAGCUGGCUGCCAGUGAUUAUCUUCGGAUUUCAGAUCCGUCGGCUUUAGAAAACCUUGGCCAAAUGAUUCAGCAGGGCUCUUUUGAUGAAUUCACGACUGUUGACCAGUACAAUGAAAGAAUCUUUAGAGAAGGCACUGUGAAUAUGAAUCCAAGCUAUGCCCACUUGAUGGGAAUGGGGUCGGAAAACAGCUUUCCUGAUGUCAAAUUGGAUAAAGCCAUUAGUGAGCCCAUACAGCGUAUAUAUCAGGCCCGCUUCCAACAGGAAUCACAUCCCGAUGCUGCCUAUGUUGAUGAUGUGAACGGUAUGGUUGACUGUCUAGCUGGUACUAUUUCAGCCCUGGAAGUAUCACUGAGGGGUAAGGGAUAUUCUAACCCCAUGGGUGGUAUAGUUAUGGAUCAGAUUCCCACCCAAUCGCUUCAAAUGAUCAGAGUAUUUGGUGAGCUCUGUAAAACGUACAUCUCUUAUGCUACUACGUUGUGCGAAAAUCCAGACGACGAGUCCUAUGUGAAAAAUCGACAUCCUUCUCUGUACGGUCAGCGCAGCUUCCGGCUCAGAAAUCCUUUGGACAGUUCCUAUGUUACAUGUUUCCAAGAUUUUGCAUCUGCUGCUUUGCUGACAGCCCCAGCAAGUGGAGUAGAGGUUGGGCCUAUGCUAAGAGCUUACUGUACUGGAGCAAUUACUCACAUUUUGAAGACCGUGAUAGGAGAGGUUGCCAGAAAGGCACCUUGGGUGUGGAAUGAGAGGGUUUUUGAUCUUCCAGGUGCUGAAGGGAUCGAUGUUAAUGAUGUCGAAACGGCUAAGACACUGGAAACUUUGGCAGCUAUUAUAACUGCUAUAAGACCCCAUGUCGAGACUACCCCAGACACACAAGUACAUGAGAUAUGGAGCAAACCUGAGUUUGUACAAGUUGUAUACUCCAUUCUACGAAAGUGCUUAGCUCCAUUUUUGAGAAAAUGUGCUAUAUUUGUAUUUGCUAUAUGUGGCAACUAUGAUCCAUAUGAUUUCAUGGGCUUUGGAAAGGAAUUCCCCGAAAUCGACAAAUUGUGCGAAUAUCUUGGGUUGGAGAGUGUUAAUGCUCUGAUUCGAGCGAUUGCCCAGCCUCCUUCGGAGGGUGGCGUUGAAGAAAUGGUUUUCCAGAAAUAUGCUAGUCGAGGUUUUAAUAUGUUCUCUUCGGAGCUCGAGUAUCCUAGUGUGGUGCGUUUGUUGCGUCUGCCUAAGAGACUGGAUGAUUUUUUCAAUCUACGAAAUAAGUCGCUUGCUGGUAAGGUGACGACCGAUUUAGUUGCUGAUCCAGCUGUUUGUCUGUUUUGUGGUGUGAGUGUUGGAAUGCAAACACCUGCUUUUGACAACGAUCCCACUACUGGACAGUGUCAAGAACAUGCCAGACAAUGUGGAAAAGAUGUGGGUAUAUUUUUGUUGCCUAAACGUAGCUCAAUGCUGUUACUCAAGGGCCCUCAAGGAUCAUUUUCAGAGGGACCAUAUCUGGAUUUACAUGGUGAAGCUGACGAGACAAUGAGGUAA
This is a messenger RNA of Sugiyamaella lignohabitans, 5304 nucleotides long. RefSeq names its product E3 ubiquitin-protein ligase UBR1 (gene UBR1). The coding region runs from base 1 to 5304 and encodes 1767 amino acids. The transcript has a single exon. The record is from RefSeq and is a predicted model, not a curated record. Lineage: Eukaryota; Fungi; Ascomycota; Dipodascomycetes; Dipodascales; Trichomonascaceae. Gene Ontology annotation, cellular component: ubiquitin ligase complex; cytoplasm. Gene Ontology annotation, biological process: protein ubiquitination; ubiquitin-dependent protein catabolic process via the N-end rule pathway. Gene Ontology annotation, molecular function: ubiquitin protein ligase activity.